This is a messenger RNA of Trypanosoma grayi, 1836 nucleotides long. RefSeq lists its product as hypothetical. The coding region runs from base 1 to 1836 and encodes 611 amino acids. Gene Ontology annotation, molecular function: zinc ion binding; ubiquitin protein ligase activity. Gene Ontology annotation, biological process: ubiquitin-dependent protein catabolic process. The record is from RefSeq and is a predicted model, not a curated record. NCBI's taxonomy places the organism in Eukaryota, Euglenozoa, Kinetoplastea, Trypanosomatida, Trypanosomatidae. The transcript has a single exon.
AUGUCGGCAAUGUGCGUUGCGGUGCUGGCGUUUGUUGCGUGUGUCUCGUCGUGGUCGUUGGGGGCACCACUGGAGUCACUAAAUGACGGUCUGUCGUCUUCUCCAGUGUUUGAGAAGACGCGGGCGAGUCUGCCGCUCCCACUCGAAUCCCUCGGGACAUGGUCUCUGGCGCCCCAAACUGCACCAAUACACCUCAAUGUGAAUAAGGCACAACUCAAGGAUUGUAUUGCAAAAUAUAAUAUCAACAUCAAUACCACCGGUAACGCCACCAACGAAACCACUAUGAGUCGCAAUUAUUGUGCCGGGGCGUCUGAAGGCCUCUUGUGGAAACCACUUGGUCUUGACAGCAAUGUGACGGCAGGUGAUCCGGCACACGGCAUUUUGGUUGCCUCCAUAGAGGUUCUAGAAGACUAUGAGGGAAUUGCGUUACACCUGCUUCUUCACAGCAACCGUAACGCGCGGUCAACUUUUGUUGCACUGUACUUCUGUGGUGAAUCUUUGAGGCUGAGAACGGGUAUGCCGUGGCGGGCAUUCGGCACGUCGGAAGUGAGGCCCUCGCUUUUGAAGCAGUUGAUAUACCCCAACGGGACAGCAGACGAACUGCUGACCGUCGAUCGUUAUUUGUAUCAAGCAAUCAACGGGGAUGAGGCUCUCGAACUGUUCUCUGCAGCGUAUCGUACACGUGCUGCCCUCAAGGGAAACCCUCCCUCUUUCAGUGGGCUCCAUUCUGCUCUAGCUAGUGGAGAUGCAGCGACCACAUCUGGAUUAGACUUUCAACAUGUAUUUGACGGGUCAUGUUUGUGGUUACUUGACGUUGAAGUGAAGUCAGCCUCUUUGGCUGGACGCAUGGCAUCAACCUGUGGGGACAAGGUUUACUUCGUAUCGAGUGGAAAUCAUUUCGCCUACCUGAUUAACAGAAUCAACGCAAUGUCAAUUUUUCUUCUGUUUGUACAGGCGCUUCCAUUUCUGUAUGGGAUCGGCAAUCAAAUACAUUGGAUAUGCAUCUCACGGAGGCAUUUGCUCCGUAUGUGUGCGGUGCAGCUACGCGUGCUUCUCGUGUGGUCAUCCUAUAAUUUCCACACAGUCACUGUCAUGCUUAUGCUGUCACCCUUCAAACAGAAGGCAACUUCAAUUUUUCUCUUCGCAAUGCUCAUGAUCCACGUGUUGCUGGCGAUGCUUUACCUGCUUCUGCAGGGGGGAUACAAUAUUGCCACGACACUUGAUGAACACAUAACUGCCCAGAUGCUUAAGAAUCUUCUGUGGGUGUGCCUCUGCACGUGGGCAGGUGGAUUUGUUGGGCUUCAGAUGGGGGAGAGUGUGCUUCAUCCUGUGGUGGUUAUCGUUGCUUCCCUUUUGUUUUGGGUGCCACAGUUGCUGCACUCUUUUGCCGAGGUUAACGGGUGUCUGGGCUUUACAGCCCCAUUUCUUUUCACGGCGGCGCUGCAGCCUAUCGUCCCGAUGAUCGUUGCUUCCUUUGUGCAAAUCGAACCAUGGAUAAUUGUGCCGCGUAGUCAAUCAGGGCUGCUUGCUGGGGCAACACUUGUUGCUCUCGAGACGGGUGUGCUUUUUCUGUUUCUGGUGACGAAAGGGAAAUACAUUUUACCGGGUUGGAUGACACCCUGCCGGUAUAACUACCGUGUAUCAUGCAAUGUUCUGAGCGAGGUGGCAGAAGGGAUAUGCGCCAUCUGCCGCGAGUCGCUUGCUGACUUGCAGGAGGUCGGCGAUGAGUUGUGGCGCGCUCCGUGCGGUCACAUCUAUCACGCUUCGUGUUUGCGCCACUGGAUGCGGGAGCGCAUGGUGUGCCCCCUCUGCCGAGUGCCUCUCCCUGAGUACUAA